Elgaria multicarinata webbii is the source of this 1344-nucleotide messenger RNA. RefSeq names its product transmembrane protein 100-like. NCBI's taxonomy places the organism in Eukaryota, Metazoa, Chordata, Lepidosauria, Squamata, Anguidae. Gene Ontology annotation, biological process: cellular response to BMP stimulus. Bases 45 to 416 code for a protein of 123 amino acids. The transcript has a single exon. Gene Ontology annotation, cellular component: plasma membrane. The record is from RefSeq and is a predicted model, not a curated record.
CUGCUGGACUUGCGCGGCCGUCCUCUGCUGUGUGCCUCGCCAAGAUGAUGGGCUGCAAGACGAACUCGCUCACUUGCCUGCAAGGAGGGAAGCCGGGGCUGCCCGUGGCCGCCACCACAGACUCCACGGCCACGCUCAACAAGCUGGCCCUGGCCACUGGGGGGACGGAGAAAUCCUGGUACCGCUGUGUCUUCCCCUUUGGCAUCGUCUCCCUGGUCAUUGGCAUCGCCGCCACCUGCAUCACCUUCACCAUCAAUGGACCGCAGAUGGACAUCGCCAAGGUGGUCUCCGUGGCCACCCUGGUCUUCGGGGUGGGCCUGCUGGUGGGCGCCUUGGCCUGCUGGCGGGCCAAGAGGGGGCGGCAGCGCAAGAAGCAGCAAGAGGAGCCCGUCCCUUUGGAACAAGGGGCCCUAUGAGGCCAUCACCGAGCCAAAGCCCCAACAGGUAGACCCGAAGGAGAGAGAACCCCACCUUUUUCUUGUAACCCAUGGCAGAACGAGGGGGAGCCGGGAAGGGGGCUUUGAGGGGGCCCUGUGAUGUCCUGCAGCCAGAGGAGAGUGGAACCGGGUGGCGCGUGGGCAACUUUGCCCUGUUUUUAUUCAGUGUGAUGAUCCAUGCUAUGGACCAUUAAGAGACUCGGCCCGCGCCAAGAAGGGUGAGUGAUGAAAGGCAGGAGCCGAGCAGCAGGCAUGGCUGGCUGGCUGUGUGUGUUGGACUGUUUCCCUGCAAAGAUGCCCUGACCUUGGGGUUGCAAGCUUCUGGGUCACACAGAACUGCUUGUUGACAUAACAGCCUCCGGAACAGCUUCCUUUAAGGCAGGAGCAGCAGCAGCAGAACUGGAGCCGAGAGGUAUGUACUCCUUCCCUCAAGGAUGCGUUCCCUCUCUCUCUCCAUCGCAGCGACACACGCCCUUGACUGAUCACAGAAAGGUAUAUAUUUAUUAAAAAGAUGAGAGUUUUGUAGCAGCAUUCGCCAGGGAGCGCAACUGGUUGUUGUGAAACAUUCCCAAGGUGCUGCUUGGGGGAAUGAUGCAAUUCUGACUUUUAAGCUGCUGGGGAGAAGGAUGUUGAGAGAGACUUGGGAUUUCAGUUUUGGGCAGCUAGAACUUCAUCCCUUUUUCUCUGUGACACGGUCCGAUGGGAUUUUGGGGGUGAACAAAUGCCCCCCUCCCAUCACUGCCACAUCGAGCAAGUAGAAAGUGAAGGAAUAGUCUUGACCGCGUCUGCAAAAGUGCGCAGCGGCUGUGAAGAGCCGAGCGAAGUUAACAAGAUCUCAUGAAGCGUGGAGCAGCUGGGACUGCGGCUGAAGGUUGCAAAGUGGUCCGGCUUUUUACCGUGGAGCUGG